Molecule: messenger RNA, 1173 nt
Organism: Leptosia nina
Lineage: Eukaryota; Metazoa; Arthropoda; Insecta; Lepidoptera; Pieridae
Source: the annotation of a GenBank genome assembly
AUGAAUUCGUGUACAAAAGUGUGGAAAUUGUUGAGUGGAGUCUCUGGUACAUUUUCAAAACCAGUUUCUAUCGGAGCCAAAUUCCCACAAAUAAAAUUAUGCAGUAGAAUGAGUACCAAUGCUUCAAUACCAGAACAUAAACGAGACAUAGAGACAUUCCAAGAUGUUUACCCUGGUAUUAUAGAGACUUUGAGCAGAAAUCCAGGUCUAUAUGAAAACCGGGAUGUUGCGAGCUGGUUAAACAAGGUCUUGGAUUAUAAUUUACACGGUGGAAAAAAGGCUCGGGCGUUAGCUACGAUUUUCGCUUAUGAAACCUUAGAGAGACCAGAAAAUAUUACACAUGAAGCACUCCGUUUAAUAAGAGUAUUAGGGUGGUGUGUGGAAAUGCUACAAGCCUACUUCCUUAUCAUGGACGACGUGAUGGAUGGAUCAGCGAUGAGAAGAGGAGCACCAUGUUGGUAUCGUCUUCCAGAAGUCGGGUUAGGCGCCAUCAACGACUGCAAUCUAGUUCAAGCCGCUAUGUACGACAUAUUGAAGGAGUACUGCGCUCAUCUACCGACUUACAAGGACAUCGUACAUCUUUUUAAUGAGACGCUUUUCAACACAUCGAUAGGACAACACCUGGACUACACAAUGGCGCAUCGUAUUAUGACCGACUAUAGCAUGUUCACCCCGGAAAGGUACACAGCUAUCGUCACCUACAAAACGGCCUACUACACAUUCAAAAUGCCAGUCUUCCUAGGAAUGCUAGUCGCGACUGACAUGGAUCAGCGUAUUCAUCCUACAGUGGAAAAAAUAUGUCUUGAUAUGGGAUAUUUGUUUCAAAUGCAGGACGAUUUCAUAGACUGUUUCGGUGCGGAACAUCUAACUGGUAAAAUAGGUACAGACAUUCAAGAAGGCAAAUGCUCCUGGUUGGCUGUUCAGGCUCUGCAGAGGCUAACCGAGACGCAGAGGAAAGUAUUCGUGGCUUGCUACGGAAGUCAUGAGCCGGCACACGUAGAGAGAGUCAAACGGCUCUACGAGGAGCUUGGCUUGCCCGAGUUAUAUAGGAAAGAAGAGACGAAACGCUACGACGAAAUAGUCGAGCGCUCCCAAAAUCUUGGUCCUAACGCUGGGACCAUGCCCGAUCUUUUUAUUAAACUCCUAGCUCUCAUUUAUAAUAGAAAGAAAUAA